Messenger RNA from Melospiza georgiana, 1366 nucleotides. It is a transcript of the gene BAG1, whose product is annotated as BAG cochaperone 1. The coding region runs from base 71 to 700 and encodes 209 amino acids. The record is from RefSeq and is a predicted model, not a curated record. Gene Ontology annotation, molecular function: protein-folding chaperone binding; adenyl-nucleotide exchange factor activity. Lineage: Eukaryota; Metazoa; Chordata; Aves; Passeriformes; Passerellidae. The transcript is spliced from 7 exons. Gene Ontology annotation, cellular component: membrane; nucleus; cytoplasm. Gene Ontology annotation, biological process: protein stabilization.
CCUGCUGCGGAAGUGACGCGCUCCGGGCGCGCCCCGGCAGCGCCGCCGACGGUUCCUGCGGCGGGGCGAGAUGGCGGCGCCCGGAGCCCCGGUGUCCGUCACCGUCACUUACAGCAAUGAAAAGCACAGUAUUCAGGUUGCUUCCCAACGAGAAGGUGGUGAACCUACACUACAAGACAUGGCUGUACUUAUUGAACAAGUCACUGGGGUUCCAGUUCCUUUUCAGAAACUGAUAUACAAAGGAAAGUCUCUGAAAGAAUUGGAACAACCAUUAUCAGCACUUGGUGUUAAAAAUGGUUGCAAAGUCAUGUUGAUUGGGAAAAGGAAUAGUCCAGAAGAAGAGGCUGAAUUAAAGAAGUUAAAAGAUUUGGAGAAGUCAGUGGAGCAAAUAGCUAAUAAGUUAGAGGAAGUUAAUAAAGAGUUCACAAGUAUCCAGAAGGGAUUUUUAGCAAAGGAUCUCCAAGCAGAAGCACUAAAACAGCUGGACAAGAGGAUAAAAGGAACUGCAGAGCAGUUCAUGAAGACCCUUGAACAGAUUGAUGCCAUUAAUCUGCCAGAGAAUUUCAGUGACUGCAAACUGAAAAAGAAGGGGUUAGUGAAGAGGGUCCAGGUUUUUCUUGCCCAGUGUGAUACCAUUGAAGGGAACAUUGGCCAAGAAAUGGACAAGCUGCAGUCAAAGAAUUUGGCACUGGCAGAAUGAGGCGCCGCCUUACAUAAUUAGGAAACAUAAUUGCUCUAUGAGCAAGAAGAAAAGUUUGCUCUUUGUUUUGGAGCACAUAUCCAGCUUCCUUUUUUUUUUUUUCCUCAAAGCCCAGUCUGUUAGACUGGCACCAGUCAAUCAUUUCUUGCUGGUUGUCGUUUGCCGCUUGGUUAGAACUAUUAUUUUGAAAAGAAAUCCUUCCUGAAGAAUGGCUGAGCUAAUCUUUGUGAAUUGUGUAUCUUAUGGACAAUAAGAUAGUUUAGUUAACUAAGUUAUGAAGUUUUCAGUGGUGGGCAGUUUUGUCUGAUAUAUCUUUGAAUUUAUUUACAGCUCAAAUCAAAGAAGGUCUAUAAUCGAACAAGUGCCAUAAGUUGCAGUUGUAGGACUACAGCUAGAUUGAAAAAGGCAAACUGAGACAACAUCUGGGAAAGCUGAACAUUCUAGUAGACAGUUCAGAGCAAUAAAAAACCCCUACACAUUUGUAUCUACUUAAUGUUUGUAUGCAUUUAUAAAUAUAAGAAAGCUUGACUAUAAGGGAGUCGUACCUAUUUUAGCCUUAAAUUGUCAUAAUAAAUGGAAUGUACUGUAACAUGUAUGGUACUUAAUUUUGAGUGGUGCUUUAAGUUGUUACUGAGCUCCUUGAUACAGAUGUAUGUUUUUUACACA